Drosophila hydei is the source of this 783-nucleotide messenger RNA. RefSeq names its product NADH-ubiquinone oxidoreductase subunit 8 (gene ND-23). NCBI's taxonomy places the organism in Eukaryota, Metazoa, Arthropoda, Insecta, Diptera, Drosophilidae. The transcript has 3 exons. Gene Ontology annotation, molecular function: 4 iron, 4 sulfur cluster binding; NADH dehydrogenase activity. Gene Ontology annotation, cellular component: membrane. The coding region runs from base 8 to 760 and encodes 250 amino acids. Gene Ontology annotation, biological process: mitochondrial electron transport, NADH to ubiquinone; mitochondrial respiratory chain complex I assembly. The record is from RefSeq and is a predicted model, not a curated record.
UUUGCAGAUGCUUUUCAUCCCUGGUCGAGCAUAUAUCUAUCGACCAAAAAUACCACAACAAAACAAUUGUAAUUUUUGUUUCCCGACAAUUAAUUUGUGCGCCGCAAACAUGUCGCUUACAAUGCGAAUUUUUACACUCACGCGCAAUGGUCAGCGCAUGUUUGGCACUAACGGCGCACGCUUACUGGCCGCUAAAAAGGAGCCCAACGACAUCGUCCCCGUGGCUAAGGGCUAUGUUUACGUUAACAACAAGGAGUUGAGCAUGGAUAUGGAUGCUAUCACAGAUCGUGCUGCUACCACAAUGUUCUUUGGCGAACUUUUCCGUGGGUUUGCCGUAACAUUGGCACACAUCUUUAAGGAGCCGGCAACGAUUAAUUACCCAUUUGAGAAAGGGCCACUAAGUCCACGUUUCCGAGGUGAGCACGCCCUUCGGAGGUAUCCAAGCGGCGAGGAGCGUUGUAUUGCCUGCAAGCUGUGUGAGGCUAUUUGCCCCGCUCAGGCAAUUACUAUUGAGGCCGAGGAGCGUGCGGAUGGCAGCAGGCGCACGACUCGAUACGAUAUUGAUAUGACAAAGUGCAUAUAUUGCGGUUUCUGUCAGGAGGCUUGUCCGGUCGAUGCGAUUGUUGAGGGUCCAAAUUUUGAAUUCUCGACAGAGACACAUGAGGAAUUGCUCUACAACAAGGAGAAGCUUUUGUGCAAUGGCGAUAAGUGGGAAUCGGAGAUAGCAUCCAAUCUGCAAGCCGAUCAUCUGUACCGCUAAUUCUUCUCUGUACAUAUUAGAUU